AUGGCCGCCUCGUCAGAAACCACCAUAUCAAGAUUCAAGAAAACUCUGGAUCCGUACAUAAAGCCCCGGGAACAAGUCAAUUACAUCAGACGAGUUUUGGCCCUCGAACUGGGUUCCUACACUGGUGAUGGACCAAUCCAGCAGCCACUGUCACUCAACGACGGACCACUGGAGAGAGAGAUUGGCCCAGAACUCAAAGGCGUAUAUAAAGAGUACAUUGAAGCCGUUCACGCAAACAACAUGGCCCAUCGGCAAUUCGAUCAAAUAGCAAACGAAAGCCUGUUACAAGCUUCAGCACCUACAAAGUCCCAAAACGAAGCUAGUUCAUCGUCAGUACUGGAAGACCACUUGACUCUUUUGAAGCUCCGCAAGAAGCACGAAAGUCUUGUAACAAUCCAGUCUUAUUUGGACCAUCUAUCAGAAACCCCUCUGGCCUACCAGGAUGCCAUCAACAUUGAGCAAGCCCUCAAAGGCGGCAAAUCUCUUCCCAACGUUCCAAGCUCCGUAAUCAACAGCUUUGUAGUCGAGCAAACCGCAGGACAACCCGAUCUGCAAAGCCACGUGAACCAGCUUGACAAGACGGUCCUAAGAACAAAGCUGCUUCUCAAACAGGAAGAACGACUACUAGCUGAAGCACGUGCAAGAUGCACAAUCAAACCAGAGCUUGUGAGCAACGGCGCAAAGCUACAAGCCUUGAACAACACUCGCAACGAGCUGAUCAACUGGAUUGAAACAGAACUAAGCAAGGCAUCAACCGAGGAAGAAGAGGCGGCCACGCAAGUGUCGACCCGGCAGACAGAACAGACAGCACAGGACCAGGCCGCGAUUAGCAGCCAACUGCACCAAAUCCAGGACAAAUACAAGGAAUACGUUGCCGCACGAAAGGAAUUACUAAAACUCACAUCCCAAACCCCUCAACCGUCAAUGCCACCCCCCGAAACAACCACUGCUCAAUCCUCCUCAACCACUCGCGAGGCAGUAGCCCCAUCAACAGACCUCCUCCUCACUCCGUAUCUCGAAGCAGUCCUCACCAAGGCACGAUACCAAAAGGCCCUCGUGACACAUAAAUCCCACAUCACAGCGUCACUGGACAAACAAAACAAGGAAUCGUGUCAACUUCUCGGGCGUUUAGCCGAAGAGAGCCAGCUGCUCUCCGCAUAUCCCAUGAAGGACUCAACACGCAGACGCUCCGGAAUCCCAGAGAUUAUAGCAGCAAAGCCCACUGAGCGACCUGAUAUUGCUAGUCGGAUCAAGCCGUGGGUGUUUGCUGCUGAUGCCGCCAAGAUUGGGACGCUGGAGGCGGUAGCAGAGAAGAUAGAGGUUGGGCAGGUGGCGCUGGAGAGUUCAAUGGAGGCUCUCCACGAGAUGGAUAUGUUGCUGGGAUUGGAGGAGGAGCAGGAGGUGGAUGAGGUUGAUACGACAGAGGAUGACAUGUGGUUGCAGGGCCAGGGGAUCAAGAAGCAGCCCAGGAAGAAGAAGGCGCUGCAGCCAAAUAAGGGGGAUCCCUGGGCUAAGAUUCACGGGAAUCUAGGUCUGAUUGGCCAUGAUAACGCAGCAUGA
Pochonia chlamydosporia 170 is the source of this 1560-nucleotide messenger RNA. RefSeq lists its product as hypothetical. Lineage: Eukaryota; Fungi; Ascomycota; Sordariomycetes; Hypocreales; Clavicipitaceae. The record is from RefSeq and is a predicted model, not a curated record. The transcript has a single exon. Bases 1 to 1560 code for a protein of 519 amino acids.